This is a messenger RNA of Candidozyma duobushaemuli, 936 nucleotides long. RefSeq names its product translation initiation factor eIF2B subunit alpha (gene GCN3). The coding region runs from base 1 to 936 and encodes 311 amino acids. NCBI's taxonomy places the organism in Eukaryota, Fungi, Ascomycota, Pichiomycetes, Serinales, Metschnikowiaceae. The record is from RefSeq and is a predicted model, not a curated record. Gene Ontology annotation, cellular component: eukaryotic translation initiation factor 2B complex. The transcript has a single exon. Gene Ontology annotation, molecular function: translation initiation factor activity; guanyl-nucleotide exchange factor activity. Gene Ontology annotation, biological process: translational initiation.
AUGGCGAACUCAGAUUUCGACAUCAAGCAAACCUACUUGAAGUUCUUGGAAGAUGACCAGGAUAUGACAAUGCCUAUUGCGGCCAUCGAGUCGCUAGUGACAAUGCUUCGAGUGAAGCAGCCAUCCACAUCAUCAGAGUUGAUCAACCUUGUCAAAUCGAACAUCGAUAUCUUGAAGCUGUCGAUAUCCAAUGCCAUCUCGCUUUCGGCAGGCUGUGAUUUAUUCAUGCGUUUUGUCUUGAGAAACACAAACUUAUACUCUGACUGGGAGUCCUGCAAGAAGAACCUUGUGGAAAACGGUGAAUUGUUCGUGCAGAGAGCCAAAGAGUCCAGAGAAAAGCUGGCUGACUUUGGUGUGCCUUUCAUCAAAGACGACGAUACCAUCCUUGUGCAUUCCUUCUCUCGUGUGGUCUUUCAGCUCUUACAGAAGGCCAGAUCGCAAAAGUUGUUGAGAUUUAAAGUCAUCGUUACUGAAGCUCGUCCUUCAGGAAAGGGUUACCACAUGGCCAAACUACUUAGAGAAGCUGAUAUUCCUGUUGAAGUGAUUGUGGAUAGUGCUGUUGGCUAUGUGCUCCACAAAGUCGACAAGAUCCUUGUCGGUGCAGAAGGUGUAGCUGAGAGUGGAGGUAUCAUCAACCACAUUGGCUCGUACCAGAUUGGCUGCUUGGCCAAAGCAAACAACAAACCUUUCUACGUGGUCACUGAGUCUCACAAGUUUGUUAGAUUAUUCCCCUUGGCACCAAACGACUUGCCCAGAGGCAUUUCAUCUAUUCUAGACGAACAGGGCUCCGGUGAGACCGAAACAUUGGAGGGUACCCUCAAGACCCAAACCAUCGACUUCACGCCUCAUGAAUUCAUUACUGCACUCAUCACCGAUUUGGGUGUUUUGACGCCGUCUGCGGUGUCCGAGGAGUUGAUCAAGAUGUGGUACGAUUAA